AUGGUCAAGGGUCCUUCCAGUGGAGACAGCGCCGGUGCUGGCUUCCAGCUGGGUCCUGACUUUGCGGAUUCUGUGUGCAACUCUCUAUGUGGCGGGGGAGUGCCUGCCCAUCACGAGGAACCCACCGCGAGCAGUACGAUGGAGGAUAAUGAUAGAGGCUCCGUGAGAGGAGUGAAUGCUGCGGAAGUUGCAGCUCUAGCUUUGGUUACUGGCAUGUGCCUCAUGGGCUGUGCUUACUCUGUGAAGCUACUGUGUAGGAAGAGGUGUAAAUGUAGACUAUGCAGUGGACACUAUCAGCUGAUCAAACGGCUGGGUAGUGGCGGCUUUGGGGAGGUAUAUUUGGUCGCAUCUCCGGAUCACAGUAAAGAGCUAUUCGCAGCUAAGAAAAUACCG
Messenger RNA from Perkinsus marinus ATCC 50983, 393 nucleotides. RefSeq lists its product as hypothetical. Lineage: Eukaryota; Perkinsozoa; Perkinsida; Perkinsidae. Gene Ontology annotation, biological process: protein phosphorylation. The record is from RefSeq and is a predicted model, not a curated record. The annotation marks the transcript as partial. Gene Ontology annotation, molecular function: protein kinase activity; ATP binding. The transcript is spliced from 5 exons.